Molecule: messenger RNA, 858 nt
Organism: Sphenostylis stenocarpa
Lineage: Eukaryota; Viridiplantae; Streptophyta; Magnoliopsida; Fabales; Fabaceae
Source: the annotation of a GenBank genome assembly
AUGACUCAGUGCAGUGACCCAGAAAACAAUCAUCAUAACAGCAUAGUGGAGGGACGAAAGGAUAGCCUAAUUAGAACUUGUCCUACAUGUGGUCAUCAUAUCAAAUGCCAAGAACAGGGAGGUGGAAUUCAUGACUUACCUGGACUUCCUGCUGGGGUGAAGUUUGAUCCUACAGAUCAAGAGAUUCUUGAACAUUUGGAAGCGAAGGUGCGAUCUGAUAUUCACAAGCUUCAUCCGCUAAUUGAUGAGUUCAUUCCCACUCUUGAAGGAGAAAAUGGAAUCUGCUAUACUCAUCCAGAGAAGUUGCCAGGAGUUAGCAAAGAUGGUUUGAUCCGCCAUUUCUUUCACCGGCCUUCCAAGGCAUACACCACAGGAACAAGGAAAAGGAGAAAGGUGCAUUCAGAUGAAGAUGGCAGUGAGACACGUUGGCACAAAACAGGCAAAACUAGGCCAGUCUUCAACAGUGCCAAGUUGAAAGGGUAUAAGAAAAUCCUUGUACUUUACACAAACUAUGGAAAGCAGAGAAAGCCUGAGAAAACAAACUGGGUGAUGCACCAAUACCACCUUGGCAGUGAUGAAGAGGAAAAAGAAGGAGAGUUAGUGGUGUCUAAAGUUUUCUACCAAACACAGCCUAGACAGUGUGGUUCCCUCAUGAAAGACUCAUCAGUUCCUGGGAAACAUCUGAAGGGUCAAAGUGUGCAUGAGGUGAUCAAUAACAAAAACAAUAACAAUGGAUUUGUUGAGUACUACCAUUCAAAUUUCAUCUCAUUUGAUCAAGGUGGCCAACAUAGACCAACCACUGCUCAGGUAAUUUCCCAUUUUCCUGUCCAUGAAGGUGCUCCUUUCAACAUUCCUUGA